AUGGCCCCUUCGCGGUCACAUCCAGUCAAGUCUGGAUCCGGGAGUCAUUUCGAGCUUUCGGCAAAGAAGUCGCUCUCGUCCCUCAUCACCAGCACUUCCACCAACUACCACACACUUACCACCUCGAGCUCCGCGUCAGACCUCAACGCGGGCUUCCUACUGCCAACCGCACUCGAACCGCAGCCCUUCGAACGCCCUCUGUCCUCGGGCAGUUUGCCAGCGACUCCUCGAUUUCGGAGAAACAGGAAGAACAUGAAGGACUUUACGGGAUUUGACACGACCGAGGAUGAGUUCGAAGCUCUGCCGCUGGCAGUGAGGAGAAAGUACUUCUCUUCGCUGGAACGUCUAAGACUCGCUGAGAGAACCAAUUCUCAAGCUCUUGAUGAGCUUCCAAUCCAACACCCAAAACGAACGAGCCUUGCCAAUCGACGCAAUGCAUCAAUAACAGAACUCCGUCGAGAACCUUUAUCGCCCAGAAGACCAAGAAGAGGGCCAUCCUCCAACAACGAAGCAUCCUGGUUCCUAAGUCUUCCACCUAAAAUCAAGAGGAAGAACUUCACAGCAGAGGAGCGCGUGAUGUUGGAUGGUCGUUUGCAGGACAAGGUCAUCUUAGAUGCAUCAGAUGAAGCAAUCUUUAAAGCAAGGAGGAGGGUGAGUAGGAAUCUGCCGCCUGUCGAUCCAUUCUCCGACUCCGCGCCGCUACCUCGAACUCCCAGCUCAGCUUGCUUUCACGACAAGAAUGAAUCCAUGCCUGCAGAAGUAUAUGAGAGUUUUCGUUGGAUGGACGAGGAAAGUAAUCUGGAUUUACGAUUAGUGCUUGAUGAUUACCACGCCAACCUUGAUGGUGCAGUCCUUCCAGAUCCGAGAUCGAAUCGAAGGCCAUCAUUCCGACGACAAGUCUCAAUCACCAAGAUUCCAUUCGGCAGACCGUCUCUUUCAUCACUCCAGCCUCGAUCACCUAAAGCUGAAUCGAUUUCAAAUACCCAGACUCGACAGCGAUCCAGGACCCUUUCUAUGAUAUCGCCCAAGCACGGGGUGCACAACUCAGUUGUGUCAAUAGAUCCCAAUGCAACUCAUUAUCAGGAUCCGGAAGCUCGCCUGAAGCUUCGCGUCUAUUUAGCCUCGCCGCAGAAAUUCGACGAAGCGAUAGAAUUCGGAUUUCCAUCAUUAGAUGGUAUCACAACCGGGGACGACAAGGAAAAUAGGGGUCCCAUCAGGUCGUCCAAGGAUACCCCUAAUCUCAAAAAGUCGUUUGCCAGCGGGCAUUCAUUCUUGGACGAUACCGCAUCAUUAUUCGACGACGACGUGUCAAUGGCAGACCCUGAGUCACCAGUUACACCUAUGGCUGUUGAUGGUGGCUUUGAACGUCGUUCGGAAAUCACACUGGUCGGGAACAAAUCUACCAAAAGCUCAGCAGAUUAUACGCAUCUCGGGAUUUCAAAACCCAUGCUUGUGAAACAAUCUGAGGGCUACGCUCAUGCUGCGGCGGGUAAUCGAGAAAUGACCUUGAGAAUGACGCUUACCCGGCCCGACCUACGAGCGGACGAAUCCAAGAUCUACGGCUGGCAAACUCCCAAAUCAUCUAGUAAUCGGGACUCGCCACUAAUCGAAGACAUGGAUGAGAAGUUCGAGAUGAGGGGGCCGUAUGGAGGUGCCGAUGGUUGGGGGCCGGCUGAAAAGGAGAAUACUGGAUUUAAGCGACUCUGGCAUCGGGUCAAGAGUUCGCAGAAGAAGGCGUAA
Molecule: messenger RNA, 1740 nt
Organism: Glarea lozoyensis ATCC 20868
Lineage: Eukaryota; Fungi; Ascomycota; Leotiomycetes; Helotiales; Helotiaceae
Exons: 2
Coding region: 1-1740 (579 amino acids)
Source: RefSeq, a predicted model, not a curated record